This is a messenger RNA of Uranotaenia lowii, 5261 nucleotides long. RefSeq lists its product as uncharacterized. NCBI's taxonomy places the organism in Eukaryota, Metazoa, Arthropoda, Insecta, Diptera, Culicidae. The record is from RefSeq and is a predicted model, not a curated record. The transcript has 6 exons. The coding region runs from base 387 to 5261 and encodes 1624 amino acids. Gene Ontology annotation, molecular function: nucleic acid binding; zinc ion binding.
CAAUAUUAGAGCUUGAGACCUUUUACGAUUCGUGAGUUGAAUCAUCUUCAAUUUGUUAUUUACCACAUUCUUUAAUUACGGAAUUUUCCCUAGGUCGUAAAUUCAUAAUUGAAUUGCCAAGAAUUUAACAGUUUAUUAGCAGUUUGUCAUCAUUAGAAUUAAUUCAUUAUCACUACAGUAAGUUGCUCGCAAUGUUCCACCUGAACUAUUAAUAACAACAUCUCUAAUAGAACAGGGUUUUUUAACGCUGCAAUCCGGUGAUUAGGAGAGGUAUCUCAGUAUAGAGUCCGCACUGAAAUCUUUGAAACUGUUUCAAUAAACCGCUGUCAAACUUCAAGUGCUGGUGCUUUUAAUUUUCCUCAACAAAAUCUUCAAAGAUUUCAAGGAUGUCCCAGAUAAAUGCUCCUACACCAAGCAUUGGUCGACCUUCAACCACGAAUGCAGGUUCGCAUAACUGUCAGGAAUGUGACCGUAACGAUUCAUUCGACAACAUGGUCCAAUGUAACUUCUGUCCCUCUUGGUGGCACUUCAAAUGUGCCGGAGUGGAUGCAACCGUAGAAAACAGGACGUGGAAAUGUAAAAACUGCGUUGCCAAAGGAAGUAGUCAAAGACCUUUGUCUCAAACGGGUUCCGCUCUCCAGCGGCUUCGUGAACGCCAAGAACUUGAAAGACAACGGGCCGACCUUGAGCUUCGACAGAAACAUCUCAUCGAACAAGAAACGUUCAUCAAUUCCGAGGAAUCUCGUAGUAAUCGCAGCGGGAUUAGCCCUGUCGGAAUUGAUCAACGUACGCAACAGUGGGUCGACAGCAUUGACGAACAAGCAUUUAUUCCGGAGCCGACAAUGUUAUUUAUGCCACCAGGGAAUCAAAUGUCAUCCGGUAUUCCUCAGCUUAGACGACAGUUGGCCCACUGUGAAGCGGAUAACUCUACGACCGAGCAGUUGGAAAAUUUACAGAGACAACUUCAACUGUGUCAUGAGUUUCUUGCUACAUUAUCAGCUGGUGAACUGCCUAAAUCGACUGGAAGCAACAAAUCUAUGGCUGCACAGGAAAAAUCCAAUGAAGGUUUGGGAAAUAGAACUGGAGCCAUCCCGAAAUCAGUCGCUACAGGAGCAUCAAUCAUUGGUCACCCGAUGACAAAUUCAAAGCCAGCAGGGGAGUACGUCCAACAGCAGGAAAGUGUAAUGCCCACAGGUGAGUGCCAUGCCUCUGAUCAUACGACUAGAUAUGCCUCGUUUAGAUGCUCCACAAUCAAUAGAACAACCAAUUAUGGGCAGCAGCGCCUUGAAUCCGCGCGUCCAUCUGUGCAUAGUUGCAAUCCUAAUAAUCAAUAUGCUCAGGUAAAUCAAAUCACAAAUCAAGUGAAGAGAAACCCACCGCGGGUAUCACAAUUAGAUGAACAGGCUAUCCAUCUGCCUCCUCAUCCUACUAUCGAUAUUAUGAACCUCAUACCUAACCAAUCAUCACAAAUUCCUCUACCCAACACCCAUUCAGAAACUACUUUACCUAACUGUACCUCGUCUCGACGCACACGGUUUGAACCAUUGCCUAACCGCGCGUCUCAGAAUAUUCUUACUGAUCAGUCAAUCUUACCACAAGCCUCCCACAUCGAAUUUCAAUCAAUGCCCACAAGAAGUGUCGUGAACGCCCCCCAGAGUGAAUUUUUCAAUGCAGUGUGUCCUACACCCCAGCAGAUGGCAGCUAGACAGUCCUUUCCGCGCGAAUUACCAAGCUUUUCGGGUGAUCCUACCGAUUGGCCGAUGUUCAUAGCAAAUUAUGAAUACACGACAGCAACUUGCGGCUACUCAAAUGGAGAAAACAUGUUGCGACUUCAACACUGUCUUAAGGGACACGCCCUCCAGACCGUGCGGAGUCGUUUGGUGCACCCUGCGGCGGUUCCUCAAGUUAUAGAAGCGUUACGUUUACGAUACGGAAGAGCGGAUUUCUUAAUUAACACCCUUUUGCAGAAAGUUCGAGCUAUUCCGGUGAUAAGGUCUGACAAGUUAGAGGCUCUUGUCGAUUAUGGCGAUGCGGUCCAAGCGUUAUGUGACCACAUAGAAGCCGCAAACGAACCUGCUCAUCUUGUUAAUCCUCAACUUUUGCAAGAGCUUGUAGAAAAACUUCCCACAGAGCAGAGAAUGUUAUGGGCAGCAUAUAAGCGUGAUCUUCAGGGAGUGGAUCUCCGAACAUUUGGGGAUUAUAUGACUGUGGUGGCGAAAGAUGCGCUGGGUGUGAUAAGUUUCAACAACAAUGUAAAUAAAUUGGAUAAACAGAAAUCCAAGCCGAAGGGAUAUAUUAAUGCCCACGCUGAAUCAAAUGAUUCGUCGUCAGAGCAACACAACGAGGAAAUCACAGAGGAUAAACAAGUCUCGAAGCUGGAAUGUAGAUGUUGUGGAAAAUCUGGUCACCGACUCCGUGAAUGUUACAGAUUCAAAGGACUACUCGUGGAAGAACGCUGGAACAUCGUCAAGGCGUUACGUUUAUGCUAUGCGUGUCUCAGUAGCCACGGUAGGCGUGCGUGCCGGAGCGGAAUAAGCUGCGAUGUCGUUGGGUGCAACUAUCGACACCACCCACUUCUGCAUAAUCCCAAGGAAUCCAAGAUACAGAUGACUCACUUUGCCGAUCACCAUACACACCGAGCCGAGGAUUCGCCUACACUCUUUAGAAUAGUUCCAGUGACCGUGUACGGAGCUUCGACUUCAGUGGAAACAUAUGCAUUCCUCGACGAAGGUUCCGACCUGACGUUGGUUGAAGUCAGUUUAGCACAGCAGCUAGGUUUGCAAGGGAGCGUCGAGCCCCUUUGCCUGCGGUGGACCGGAAACACUACGCGUACAGAAAACGAUUCCUGUAGAAUCGACAUCUCAGUGUCCGGUGUUGGACAGGAAAAGCUCUCCGUUUUGAAGAAUGCUAGAACAGUAAAGUAUCUAAACCUUCCUACUCAAAGUUUUGAUGCUGAGCAUGCUGCGAAACAAUUCAAACAUCUGCGUGGCAUACCGCUUAAGAGCUACAGACGAGCAACCCCCAGGAUACUUAUUGGCGUCGACAAUCUACGUUUUUCAGUACCACUGAAAAUAAAAGAAGGAGAUGGUUUAGGACCCGUAGCAUCGAAAACGAGACUUGGAUGGUGCGUAUAUGGGCAACAUCCGGGAAAUCCUACUUCAUCGUUUAGUUUCCAUAUCUGCGGAUGUACGGCGGAUGAGAAUCUCAAUGAAUUAGUUAAAAGUUUCCUCGCUCUUGAACAAGUUGAAGAAACGGGUUUAAAACCAUUAUCGGAACAAGAACAGCGCGCUUUAAACAUUCUAAAGCAGACGACAAAGCGAGUAGGCGAUCGAUUCCAGACUGGUUUGUUGUGGGUAAGCGAUUCAGUGGUCUUACCAAACAGUUAUAAUAUGAGCUUGAGGCGCUUAAAGUGCCUAGAGAAAAGAAUGUCGCGGGACGACAGUCUGAGGAAGAACUUGCAUCAGCAAAUUAUAGAAUACGUAGAUAAGGGCUACGCGCAUAAAGCAACGCUCGAGGAACUGCAAGAAGCGAACACUGACCGCAUAUGGUACCUUCCGUUAGGAGCAGUAAUCAAUCCAAAAAAACCAGGCAAAGUAAGGAUCAUCUGGGACGCUGCCGCCAAAGUAUCCGGAAUUUCACUAAACAGUAAAUUAAUGAAAGGCCCUGAUCAGCUUUCAUCGCUUCCCGGAAUAUUAUUUCAGUUUCGUUUGUAUCAGAUAGCUGUCAGCUCAGACGUCAAAGAAAUGUUCCAUCAGGUACAAAUCAUACCUGAGGAUAAACAUUCUCAAAGAUUCUUAUGGCGCACAGAUCCCGAGCAAGAGCCAGAUAUUUACCUGAUGGACGUGGCAACCUUUGGGUCAACGUGCUCGCCUGCUUCAGCCCAAUAUGUCAAAAACCUUAACGCUGAGCAACAUGUUGAGCAGUAUCCUGAAGCAGCUAAAUCAAUCGUGCAUCGCUAUUACAUGGAUGAUUACUUUGAAAGUUUCAGCAAUGAGACGAAAGCUUCAAAAAUAUCGAAAGAAAUUCGUCAAAUUCAACUUAAAGGAGGAUUCGUUCUUCAUAACUGGAGAUCUAAUUGCAGUCAAGUAUUAGAAAGCCUUGGAGUCUGGGAGAACCCUUCAACCAAACAGCUAAACCUGGCGAGUGAAGAUAAAGUCGAGAGAGUGCUUGGAAUGCUGUGGAAUCCUACGACAGACAAAUUAGGAUUCUCCACUCAAAUGAGAGAUGAUGUUCAACAACUCAUUAGCUCGGGUAAAAGGCCAACUAAACGACAGAUCUUACGUUGUGUGAUGACACUGUUAGACCCGCUCGGACUAUUGGCUCCAUUUGUCAUCCAUGGGAAGGUGUUAAUCCAGGAUCUCUGGAGAUCAGGAAUUGGAUGGGACGACGAAGUUGGGGACACAGUAUUCACUCGCUGGACUGAAUGGAUUAACAUGAUUGAAUUUGUAUCCAACGUCCAAAUUUCCCGGUGUUACUUUCCGGGAGCAACUGAAUCUACUUACGAAAAUACGGAAUUACAUGUAUUUGUCGAUGCCAGUGAAAUAGCCUACGCUUGCGCAGCGUACAUAAGAGUCGUAGCAAAAGAUGGGAGAGCUGUUCUUCAAUUGAUAUCAGGAAAAGCGAAGGCGAAAUCCUUGAGCACACCACCGCUGCAGAGUGGAGAUGGGUACCUUCAAGAGAAAAUCCAGCAGACGAGGCUACUAAAUGGGGAUGCGGUCCGUACUUUGACAAAAACUCUCGGUGGUAUGGAAGAGAUAGUUGGAGACACGAAAGAGGAAAUGCGUUCCACAGUUCUUGUACAUAUUAGUUACCAGUCUGUGAUAGAAUACAACAAGUUUUCUAAAUGGGAAAGACUCUAUCGAACAACCGCCUAUGUUCUGCGAUUCCUCAAACACUUCGAUGGUUCUCUCGUUCCUUCUGGUCUACUACAACAACCUGAACUACUGGAAGCCGCACAAACUGUUAUCAAACAAGUCCAAAAGGAAUCUUACCCGGAAGAAAUAUCCAUUCUUAGGAGUAACAAGGGAGAGUCACCCCGCCGUGUCAUCAGUUCCAGAAGUCUUAUUCACAAACUUGAUCCAUUCCUGGACGAGUGCAAAAUUCGCAAAGCGAAACCUGCCGAGGUCCGUAUGGCCCCUUUACCUGCAGCCCGACUAGCCGAAGGAGAACGCCCAUUUACUUAUACUGGGCUGGACUAUUUUGGGCCACUAUACGUUACUAUUAAUAAGUCGUCGCGGAGCUCCAGCAGAAAUAUUCAGUGA